AUCAUGCCUCCGGGACCACCUUCGACACCACGACCCAGGACCAAACGGGUUUCAGCUCAGCACACACGGGAGCGGGUCCGCAACAAUCAGCGUCGGCAUCGUGCUCGUCGGAAAGACUAUAUCGUAACGCUAGAAGAAAGACUCGGCGAAGCAGAACAAACUAUUUCGAGCCUCAGAGAUCAGAUCGAGGCUCUUCAGGCGGCAUUGACGCGAUACCGCCGCUAUCAGAAUUAUCAAAAUAAGGCAGAUUGUCGCACGCCGCUGCUGCAACAACCUCAAAGUCAGGGUGGCGCAUCAUCGCCACCUCUUGCCGGCACUCAUGGCGAAGCCUAUCAGCCAUCCAAUGUUGUCUCUGAUACAGAUGACCUCGGAGCUGGGAAACUGCCCGCCCCGGCUUCCACAGAUCCACUGGCCUCCGAUGGCCAACCUGGGUCGGAAGUCAACGCCCUCAUCUUUCCACCAGCUGAAAGUCUUCAGGCGCUUAUCCCUGUAGCUCAGUCAUCUGAACCUGUCACCGGACCUCUGCUGGCUCUAGGAUCUGCCUCAACAUCAAGCCCACGCUCUGCACCCGAGCUUACUUUCACAGCUGCAAGCUACCAGGCUGUCGCUGAGGCCGGAAGUCUGCUAUCUGAAACAGUAAUACCAGACCAGAUAUUGGCCCCAACAACACCCUGCUGCUCCAGUGAUCCCUCAUCGGGUGCACAACUAACUGCCGACACAAUAAAUCGAAUGGCUCUCGUUCCGAGUCAGGAGACCCCGCUCCUAAUGCCUGCAUACAUGCUCGAACCAGCAAUGGAAGCCUACUACCAAGAAAAAGCUUACAGCGAGUCCACAAUGCUUUGCUCCGAGGCAUAUAUUCUCAUCGCGCAACAGAACUUCAAGGGUAUGAGCCAGGGAGACGUGGCUACAUGGCUAUGGAACGGCUUUCGCCGCUCACUUGAACCGGGUGGGGGAUGCCGCGUUAAUACGGAUAUGCUAUUCAGCCUUCUGGCAUUCAUCAGCGAUACCUGA
Molecule: messenger RNA, 1011 nt
Organism: Fusarium keratoplasticum
Lineage: Eukaryota; Fungi; Ascomycota; Sordariomycetes; Hypocreales; Nectriaceae
Exons: 1
Coding region: 4-1011 (335 amino acids)
Biological process (GO): regulation of DNA-templated transcription
Molecular function (GO): DNA-binding transcription factor activity
Source: RefSeq, a predicted model, not a curated record